Molecule: messenger RNA, 713 nt
Organism: Rotaria sp. Silwood1
Lineage: Eukaryota; Metazoa; Rotifera; Eurotatoria; Philodinida; Philodinidae
Source: the annotation of a GenBank genome assembly
ACCUUCUAAAAACCUGAAAGAAAGGAUAUUUUGAUCUGAAAUUCCGCUCGUUGCUGAAAAUUUCAAGUCAAAAUUCCUUUGUUUCGAUUUUUUCUUGAGAUGGAAUAUUCCAUUCCUUAACACUAUGUUUAACAAUAUCACUUCAAAAAAAAACCAAAGCUGUACAUCGCUUCUAUGAAUAAAAACAAAAAAAAAAACUUCAGAAAAGAAAAGUAUUGUAGAAGGAACGUUGAAUUCUUAAGGAAGGGUUAACUUCCUCUACUAUUUUUAUCAUAUAAAUGAUAUAAACAUAUUCUAUUUCAUUUUCUAUUUUAAAAAAGUAAAUAUUUCUUUUAGUUCCUAUAUUUCAACGUGUAAAACGAAAUUAUUUUCUCUAUAUAUUAAAUUCAUCAACAUUAUUACAUACACGUAGUAUAAUCGAUUAUCGUGGUCCAUUUUUUUCACCAUUUAUAUUUACAAAUGAAUUUUCACUUCUAUUUAAUAUUUAUCCAUCAUUAUCAAAUUGUUGUUCAACAUUAGCUAUUUUAAAAAAUAUUGAACCAUCAUCAAAUAUACGUCUUAUUGAAGUUUAUUCAUUACCAUAUACAUGUACAACAUUAAAAGCAAUAACACGACGAAAUAUUUUACGUUAUGUUGAUAGAAAACAACUUAAACAAUUACGUUUACCAGACAAUUUAAAAGCUUAUUUAGCUUAUAAACCACAAUUUGUUUAA